Molecule: messenger RNA, 1070 nt
Organism: Camellia sinensis
Lineage: Eukaryota; Viridiplantae; Streptophyta; Magnoliopsida; Ericales; Theaceae
Gene: NDPK2
Product: nucleoside diphosphate kinase 2
Biological process (GO): CTP biosynthetic process; GTP biosynthetic process; UTP biosynthetic process
Molecular function (GO): nucleoside diphosphate kinase activity
Source: RefSeq, a predicted model, not a curated record
AAAUUUGCAAUUUAAUCCUUACUCACACACAGAGCGAGCGAGGGAGGGGAAGAGAGAGAGAGAGAGAGAGAGAGAGAAUGGAAGCUCUAGCUGUGUAUGGAGGAAGUCCAUCAUGUGCUUCAUCAUCUUCUCGCUUUCGAUCAUCAGCAGCCGAUAGAAGAAGAAGCAAAAACAGCUUAUCUCACAAUCUCAACCUACGCUUCAACCACCACAACCUCGCCGCAUUUCACUCUCCGUCCCAUCUCUUCUCUCAUUCCCCAUCUCGUCCCCAUACCCUCAAGAAUACCCACAUCUUCCUCCCCCACUUGAUUGCUUCAAUGGAACAAGUGGAAGAGACGUACGUCAUGGUUAAGCCCGAUGGGGUUCAACGUGGUCUCGUUGGAGAGGUGAUUUCUAGGUUUGAGAAGAAGGGGUUUAAGCUAACAGCCUUGAAGCUCUUCCAAUGCCCUAAAGAAUUGGCUGAGGAGCAUUACAAGGAUCUCAAGUCCAAGUCAUUCUUCCCCAAACUGAUCAAUUACAUUACCUCUGGUCCCGUUGUGUGUAUGGCUUGGGAGGGCGUUGGCGCUGUUGCAUCAGCUCGUAAGCUAAUAGGGGCAACAAAUCCUCUUCAAGCUGAACCAGGCACAAUCAGAGGGGAUCUUGCUGUUCAAAUGGGAAGGAAUGUGGUUCAUGGAAGUGACAGCCCUGAGAACGGCAAGCGUGAAAUAGAUCUCUGGUUUAAGGAAGGUGAAUUGUGUGAAUGGACACCGGCUCAAGCACCAUGGCUGGUGGAGUGAUGUGUUAACCAUCUUGUAGAUUCAAUCAGUUUUGGAGAUUUCUUUCAACCAUAUGUACAAUGAGAUCAAUUCAUUCCAUAUGAUUUGAAGCACUAUGAUUGAUAACAGUUCAUGUAGUUGGCAUACCACUAAUUUCCUUAGAGAAGUUGGGUAACUCUAGUACUCCAGGCCUUUUGUCUGUCAUUUGAACUGCAACUUUUGAACUCGUUAAACUUCCAUCGGAAAGGCCAAGGGUUGGUCCAGUGGAUGACAUGUUUAAUGUGAUGUCCUAGUAAUGUUUGGGUUCGAGUUUUA